GGACACCUGUGCAAGACUGGAGGGGAGGAGCCUGUACACCUGUGCAAGACUGGAGGGGAGGAGCCUGUACACCUGUGCAAGACUGGAGGGGAGGAGCCUGUACACCUGUGCAAGACUAACGGGAAGGAGCCUGUACACCUGUGCAAGACUAACGGGAAGGAGCCGGUACACCUGUGCAAGACAGAAGGGGAGAAGCCGGUACACCUGUGCAAGACAGAAGGGGAGGAGCCUGUGCACCUGUGCAAGACAGAAGGGGAGGAGCCCCCUCAUCGAUAUGAUCAUGACAUUUUUUUAAUAUACCUUAUU
Messenger RNA from Staurois parvus, 306 nucleotides. The record is from the annotation of a GenBank genome assembly. NCBI's taxonomy places the organism in Eukaryota, Metazoa, Chordata, Amphibia, Anura, Ranidae.